AUGAAAAAGCUGAAACGGAGAUUGUCGGCAGCAUUUCGGCCUGGAAGCAACAACAAUGUGAGCAUCACAAGCUCUGGAGGCUCUUUUUACGAUUCGGAAUGUGAAGCACGGAACAACAUUGUCAUUGGAUACGGUAUGAUGUCAGCACCGCUUCAUGGACGGGCGUGGACACUUUCCGAAUCGAUGAGCCAUUUAUCGGAUAAAAAUGGUGCAAUUAUGGAGGAAUGCGGCGUCGAUCCAACGGCAUUACUUCGAGUUUCGAGAGGAGGAACAGCUGGAAGACGAUAUGAUACAAAUGUUAACUACAUCAACGGAAUGCAUGUCCCACCACCACGAACACACAGUCUCUACUAUCCACGUGGAUACAAUUCCCGUCGAAAUUCAUAUUAUGGAUCCAAUGCUUGUAAGUUUUUCUUUUCGAAAACGAACGUCGCACGUCGCACGCAAAGUACAUUCUCAUUGUGA
Molecule: messenger RNA, 465 nt
Organism: Caenorhabditis remanei
Lineage: Eukaryota; Metazoa; Nematoda; Chromadorea; Rhabditida; Rhabditidae
Exons: 3
Coding region: 1-465 (154 amino acids)
Source: RefSeq, a predicted model, not a curated record